Molecule: messenger RNA, 1051 nt
Organism: Colletotrichum destructivum
Lineage: Eukaryota; Fungi; Ascomycota; Sordariomycetes; Glomerellales; Glomerellaceae
Exons: 2
Coding region: 1-462 (153 amino acids)
Source: RefSeq, a predicted model, not a curated record
AUGCUAGUUGCAGCAGCAGGGUGUGGCCGAGCGAGUACCGACUCCUACAGGCGCAUGCAGCAACACGCUACUUGGAGGCGAGACGAAGCGUCUAGGGAUGCAGUGGUCGUCAUGCAGGUUGUUGGCGUCAUGCUUGCUCUGGGUCCUUGCGUUCGUCCCAUUGCCUUUGAAUCACCAUUCGAUCAUUGGAUCCCAUUCGAUGCACUCGCUCCCAGCAUCUGCCCAGAUGCCAGCCAUGGCCCCCUCGUCGUCAUCCCUAGAGCCGCCGUGGCCGCGCCCCCACCCCACCUCUCUCCUCUGCUUGCUUCCUGGGAUUGGGAAGCGAUCAAAAUCCACCAACAAGAUGUCGACCUGGUCCCCAACCAAGGCCUAACCCUCGGCCUCUUUCGGAUGCGCUGUUGCGACUUUGCCAUCCCGAAUAGGGACUCUGACGCAUGUGGUUCUGCGAUGACUGACCGAUGAAUCGGCAGCAUAGACGCAGGCUCUCUUCGUCCUCACCCAGAUCUAUUCGGCCGUAUAAGUACCUCGUGUAUUCGUUCCGGUGCCAAUGAGUAGUGCUGCGAAGGUCUCGUUCUCAACUAAGCGAGGCUACUGCAAUCCUGGCGUUCGAGCAAGCCACAGGCAGCCCAUGUGGCUGGCCUGGAUUGUUCGUGGCAGAGUCUUCCCAACUGUGCGCACGCCACACCAGCCGCUCAUUGAUACGAUCGCCUCCAAGCCUUCGGGAAACUCCUCUGUGAGCGCCGUCCCGGUGGUGUGACGGAGAGUCGUCUACGUACUUAAUGCGACGUUAUGAUGCACAGGCCCAAGCUUGCAGAAUCCUGGCCACAAGGAGACAUGUUAUCGUUCAUCUGAAGAAUGAUACUCUGGCCCCGGUAUCCUCGGUUUCUCCUCAUUGAAUGCGAAAACAGCCUCAUCUUCCAACCAUCAUAUCCGUGGGCGAGGAAGGAGACUGGCCAGUGUCGCCCACUGACAAGCGCGCUUGAGUUUCCACUGGCAACCGUGACUGUUGUUCUGCGAAAUGAGUUUUAGGUAGCCCCUAGAAAUUCGCCUC